AUGGCAGUCAGGGCCAAGGCCAUGGGGCCCCCCUCGCUGCUGCUGCUGCUGGUCUGCGUCCCAGGCUGUGUGUCCCUGAGCGGCCCCAGCAGGGUGACGGGCACCGCGGGGGGCUCCCUGAGCCUGCAGUACCAGUACGAGGAGGCAUUCAAGGCAUUCAACAAGUACUGGUGCCGACAGCCCUGCCUGCCUUUUUGGCAGGAGACCGUGGAGACCCGGGGGGCUGGGGGCGUGGUGAGGAGUGGACGGGUGUCCAUCACGGACCACUCUGAGGAGCUCAGCUUCACUGUGACCCUGGAGAACCUCACUGUCGCCGACACGGGCAAGUACCGGUGUGGGGUUGCGACGACGCUGCAGGAAGAAGACCCCUGGUUCUUCCAGUUUCAGCCCUUCGUGCAGGUCCAGGUGCUCGUGUCCCCAGCCUCCAGCAACCAGAACUGCACAGAGACCCCUGGAACCCCCAUGUCUGCAUCAGAGACCCCCAUGCCUGACCAACAAGGAGGGUCCCUGCUCUGCUCCGCCCCCUUCCUGCUCCUCAUCCUCCUGAAGGUGACCCUGCUGCUGGGCGUGCUGGGGGCUGUCCUCUGGAGGAGCCGGGCCCUGAGGCCUAGGCGUCCCGUGUGGUGCCACUGA
Sorex araneus (European shrew) is the source of this 633-nucleotide messenger RNA. RefSeq names its product protein CD300H-like. The coding region runs from base 1 to 633 and encodes 210 amino acids. The record is from RefSeq and is a predicted model, not a curated record. The transcript is spliced from 4 exons. NCBI's taxonomy places the organism in Eukaryota, Metazoa, Chordata, Mammalia, Eulipotyphla, Soricidae. Gene Ontology annotation, molecular function: transmembrane signaling receptor activity. Gene Ontology annotation, cellular component: plasma membrane.